This is a messenger RNA of Paramecium tetraurelia, 1071 nucleotides long. RefSeq lists its product as uncharacterized. NCBI's taxonomy places the organism in Eukaryota, Ciliophora, Oligohymenophorea, Peniculida, Parameciidae. The transcript is spliced from 5 exons. Gene Ontology annotation, cellular component: nucleus. Gene Ontology annotation, biological process: regulation of DNA-templated transcription. Gene Ontology annotation, molecular function: DNA-binding transcription factor activity, RNA polymerase II-specific; RNA polymerase II cis-regulatory region sequence-specific DNA binding. The record is from RefSeq and is a predicted model, not a curated record.
CUAUUUUAAAUCAAACUAGUCUAGUUACUUAGUAACAUGUAAUCUAAACAAUCAGAAACUAGAUAGAGUUGGACCUAUCAAGAAGACAAACUCUUAUUAGAACUUAUCAAACUCAAUGGGUGUGCAUCUUGGAAUCGUAUAGCAAUUGAACUUCAAUCUAAAAUGAAGAAUCCCACAAAAAUACGUUCACCAGCUGCUUGUAGAGAACGAUACUAAAACAUACUUAACCCUAAUUUGAAUAAAAGUAUUUGGACAGAGGAAGAAGAACAAAAAUUAUUCAAUCUUUAACAAUAAUUUGGUAACAGUUGGGCCAGGAUAGCUUCCUAAAUGACAGGUCGCUCCGAUUUACUUUGUAAAAAUUACUUUUAUGCAACUUUGAGAAAAGUUUUACGUCGUCUCAGUAAAGCAGUGGGGCUGGAUUAAUCUUCAGACUUACUAAAAUAAAUUAAACCUAGUGUGUUAGGUGUGAUCUAUUGUAAUGAGGAUUCCCUAAAAAGCUUUAAUAUUGAUGAAGAAAUGAAGAAUGAUUUUAAAAAGAUGAUUAAAUAAUACAGACACACAGAGAAAUCGGAAUUAAGAAUGUUACCAGAGGAAGAAAUCAACCAUAUCAAAACGAUGUUAAAUAAACUAUUUGCCAUCAACAACAAUUACAUUACUUAAAAAGGUGCAAUCACGUUUAAUAAAAAUAACAAACAAGAUUUAAUCUCUUUGGAGACUAGCAAAAUUAACCUUAAUCAAAAUUGUUAAUCUGAUUCAAAAAUGUUAUCAAAAAUCUAAACCUCUACCCUGAAACAUGAUUAUUAGGAAGAAUACGAUUAACAAUUAAACUACUAAACUCAAAUCUUCUAAGAGUAAUAACCAAUUCAAAACUUAGACAAGUAACCUUAUUCCAAUCACUAUUCAUAUCCCCAACCCCUAAUAUCUAUGUAUACUCCCACUCCUGUUAUAACAUUCUAUAUCUAACCAAACUUCAAUAUCUGGCCAAUCUAACCUGCCUAACUAUACAGCCCACCUCAAUGCCUUCAAAUCCCUUAAACUUAUACUUACAUCAAAUAUGAAUAAUCAUAAUGA